GGUUAGAUCCCUCGAGUGCGCGACUGUUGAGCAUUUUAAACUCACAUCAUCACAUUACAAAAAUUUAUAUAUUGUGGAUUGUGCUUCGCCUCACGAUGUCGGAAGAGCGUAGUCGAGUUAUAUUGUGGACUACACCCCGAGGUUCAUCCACGGUGUUUGCCUUGUCGAUGAGUCACAUACCCGAGAUCGAAAUGUGGAUGGAGCCUUUCGGGUAUGCCGGCAUCGCUGCACUCAACGCGAAGAUCGAAGAAAGGACAGUUCUUCCCAGGGACCAUAAAGGCAACGAACAGCUCUUCGAGAAAGUUGCCCGACAUGUCAGCGCAGCAAUGGACAGAGCCUUCGUCCCCGAGACGCUCUCGUACCAGAGCGUUAAAGAACGGCUCGAACGGACAACUGCAAAACACGUCUUUGUCAAGGAUAUGGCCUACGGGAUGCCUGAUGGCGACGUUACUCGGUAUAUACCUAGCGGCUACCGGCACUCGUUCCUUAUUCGUAACCCCGAUUUGGUAUAUCCUGGAGUCCACAAGAUGUAUUACCCCCAUUUCAAAGCCAUUAACCGGUUACUCCCUGACGAAAAGGACGAAGCUAGCUUUGACGUCAGGAACCACAACGAGCUAGGAAUACACGAAAAUUACUUUAAGGAGUUGCAUGCCCUGUGGCGCUAUAUCCUCAAGGAGGUGGACCCGGAGGCAGUUGUCCUUGACUCGUCCGACCUGCUCAACGAUCCGGGUCGCGUUCUUCCUCGAUGGUGCGAGGCAGUGGGGCUGCCUUUAAUGCUUCGAUGCUAUCGUGGCCGAAACCAAAGGUGGAAGAAAUUGGCAGGUGGAACUGGGGAUGCGCCUGGACAGCAGAACAGGUCUCUUUAA
Molecule: messenger RNA, 866 nt
Organism: Lytechinus variegatus (green sea urchin)
Lineage: Eukaryota; Metazoa; Echinodermata; Echinoidea; Temnopleuroida; Toxopneustidae
Exons: 2
Coding region: 96-866 (256 amino acids)
Source: RefSeq, a predicted model, not a curated record